Molecule: messenger RNA, 1299 nt
Organism: Tuber melanosporum (Perigord truffle)
Lineage: Eukaryota; Fungi; Ascomycota; Pezizomycetes; Pezizales; Tuberaceae
Exons: 3
Coding region: 1-1299 (432 amino acids)
Biological process (GO): carbohydrate catabolic process
Molecular function (GO): L-rhamnonate dehydratase activity; magnesium ion binding
Source: RefSeq, a predicted model, not a curated record
AUGUCACUCAAAGCCUUUCCUACCAUUAAAGCCAUCAGGAGCUAUGUCACCCAGGGUGUUGGCUCUGGUGGUGAUUACCACAAUGUAGCUAGCGGUCACUGGCGAACUAAUAUCUACAGGCUCGUCGAUACUCCCAUCGCGAACCCUAUGUCCCGUUAUGAGCAAUACAAGUACUCACGAACGUCGUGGGGAAUCAACGUCUUGGGUUCAUUGUUUGUGGUGAUUGAAGCAAGUGACGGAACAACGGGUUUCGCCACCGGCUUCGGCGGCCCCCCAGCCGCUUGGAUCAUCCACAACCAUCUCGAGAGAUUUCUGGUCGGCGCCGAUCCACGGAACUUGAACCUCCUGUGGGAUCAAAUGUUUCGUGCAACCAUGUUUUACGGCAGAAAGGGUUUGCCUAUUGCUACCAUCUCUGUCAUUGAUUUAGCACUCUGGGAUCUGCUUGGCAAGAUCAGGGGAGAGCCGGUUUACAAGAUGAUUGGUGGGGCAACUCGGGAAAGACUUUCCUUCUACUGCACUGGUCCCGAGCCUGUUGCGGCUAAGGAGAUGGGCUUCUUUGGGGCAAAGGUGCCGUUACCCUACGGACCUGAUGACGGCCAUGAGGGAUUGAAGAAGAAUAUCGAAUUCCUGAAGAAGCAUCGCGAAAGCGUUGGCCCUGAUUACCCACUUAUGGUUGAUUGUUACAUGGCUUUGACCGUCCCCUACACUAUCCAACUCGCUACCGCAACCCUGGACCUCAACAUCAACUGGUGGGAGGAGGUUCUCCACCCCGAUGAUUCGGACGGUUUCGAGAAGUUGAAGCAGGCAUUGCCCCAAUUGAAGUUCACAACUGGAGAGCACGAAUACACAAGAUAUGGCUUCCGUAAGCUAAUUGAGGGACGUAACAUUGACAUUCUCCAACCGGAUGUGACGUGGGUGGGAGGUUUGACAGAGCUUCUCAAGGUCACUGCCCAGGCAGCGGCAUACGACCUCCCAGUCAUCCCCCACGCAUCCGGCCCCUACUCGUACCACUACGUGGUCUCACAGCCAAAUUGCCCCUUCCAGGAAUAUCUGGCUAAUUCACCGGACGGAAAAUCUGUCUAUCCUGUAUUCGGCGAUUUGUUCAUUGACGAGCCGAUCCCGACGAAUGGAUGGAUUGACGUUAGCGUCCUGGACAAGCCGGGUUUCGGUCUUACCCUCAACCCGAAAGCUCGGCUAAUCGAGGCUUCCCGUCUCUUGAACCCCGCUCCUGUAAAGUCGUUAAAGGCGCCAGAAGUGGAGAAAGAAGCACCCACUGUGAGCGGAGCACCGGGACGCUAA